Messenger RNA from Phalaenopsis equestris, 1043 nucleotides. Its product is annotated as protein CURVATURE THYLAKOID 1B, chloroplastic. Lineage: Eukaryota; Viridiplantae; Streptophyta; Magnoliopsida; Asparagales; Orchidaceae. The transcript is spliced from 6 exons. The coding region runs from base 246 to 773 and encodes 175 amino acids. The record is from RefSeq and is a predicted model, not a curated record. Gene Ontology annotation, cellular component: thylakoid; chloroplast thylakoid membrane.
GGUCCUCGGAAUGAGACGCGGAGAGAUGCGUCGUCGUCCCACCACAUGCGCUCGCCCUCACAUUAACCCGAUGAGCCACACAACUCUUAUCCUCCCUGCUGUCCGCAUCCGAAUCAACGAGUACAAGGGAGACUACGAAGUAGAGAUUGGCCAUCGACGACCUCUGAGAGAGUUUGUGUGAGCUCCGAAGCUGCUCGAUUCCAAACCCUAACGCGAAACUCAGCACUAUCCUCUACCUCAGUUCCAUGGCCUCAGCCGCCGCCAUGGCCACACGAUCCCUGUUCUCUUCGCCAACGUCCUCCCGCCAGACGGUGGCAACGGUGACUGCGCACUCUCCCGUCCUCCCGUGGCUUCCAUUUCCAUCUCAAGCCUCUUCACCCGCUUUUCGUUUACAGGGCCGGGAACCGUGGAAGUCGGCCUCUCACUGUGGUAGAAUUGCAGGGAAUAUUGUUGUCAUGGCUACAGGAGAAGCACCAUCUGAAGUUGCUACUGAACUUCCAGAAAUAUUUAAAACCAUACAGGAAGCGUGGGACAAACUCGAAGACAAAUAUGCUGUGACUUCCCUUACUUUUUUUGCACUAAUUGCUCUUUAUGGUUCUGCUGGAUUGAUCUCGGCAAUUGAUAAGCUUCCUCUACUUCCGAGUAUAUUUGAACUAGUUGGAAUUGGCUACACUGGAUGGUUUGCAUACCGCAACAUUGUUUUCAAGCCUGACAGGGAAGCUUUAAUUGCAAAAAUAAAGAGCAUCUAUGGCGAUGUUAUUGGAAGCAGCUAAAGGGGUAUUUUUGGGAUGAGCUCUCAGAACUUUAGAGCCUGUUUGGUUACAGUUCAGGAGCAUGGUGGAGGAUCUGUUUUCAGUAUUGGUGAUCUGCGCCUUUCUUGUAUUGAUAGAAAUAUAUUGAAGCUUUCGUAUUGUUAAUGGCAGUCAGGUAUUACAAGAAAAUCUUUGUAAUUUCAGAUAUGCCCGUUUCCCCUCUUCGUGCAAUCCAUUUGUUUUGCAAAUUUAAAGAAAGCUAACAGCUUCCAGGUUUUAAAAAAGAAAAUU